CUCGUUGCCUUGACAACACAAUGGUUCACAUGAAAAUCAAGCUUGCUAUGUAAACCACUCCAUGGCGAUUUGUUGAUUGAUUGUGGUCUUAAAAACACAAUAUUUUGCCAAUAAAAUGCCGAUGCCACCGAUUCGUUCCGUUUCGAAACGAAAUGUUUCGCCUCGUGUGUUUCAAGCUCUACAGAAUUUGGAUGUAGAUAACUUAGCGGAAUGUAACGAAGAAGAAAUUCGAGCUGUUAUGCCAUGUUUGGCUAGAAUGAGUUUGAUAGGCCCACUGGACCAAUCUAGUGAAUGCACCAAAUCUCGAAGAAUGGUCUUCCAAAUAUUAUCCGGUCGUGAAAUUGUCAAUUCCAUAGUUGGGUUACUUUCAAUUGAUUUCCAUGCUCUUGAGGUUGACGUCAAGAAAGAACAAAUGCUACGUCAAAAGCUUGGUAAUCAAACUGAAGACUCUGUCUUGAUUCAGUCACUAUCAAACAGUUAUGCACUGGAAUUUGAAAGGAGUGAUCCAACGAGGAAAUUAAGGCUGUUUCUCAGUGAGCUCCUCACACUCAUGGCACAAAGCAAAGAAAUCAGACCAGAAACCACAUACAAAAGCAGUGAACUGUUGGACCAGGAAAUCUAUUUUGAUGAAGUAGCUGAUGUGCUGUGUGUUGCUUUAGCAGAGCUGACAAUUCUGCUACCUAUAACAGAAGUUGCAGAAGCUCUCUUGAGAACACUUCACGGUCCAUCUUUCAUAUGUCGAAUAGUGGCUAAUAUGCCUGAUACUUUCAAUGAAGUUUGCCAGAGUUUGAUUAGCAAUGGUGAAAGAUAUGAAGAAGAAUCCUUCCUUGGACGGGCCAGAUUAGAAACACUUAGAUCCCUCUGCAGGAUGUGCCCAAAUCAGAUUUUGAUGAUCCAACUUAAAUGUGUGGAGAUGUGCAGAAUGCCGGCUCUGGCUGUUUUACUUAGUUUGGACUAUGCAUCCUGCCAUAAAAUGAUCAAAACAGAUAAAAUUGAAACCCAGUUGGGAGAUGUCGUACCGUUUAUCUCUGGUCUACUUUUGGGUGGAGAUGCAAAUAUCCGCACCUGGUUUUCUCUUUUCAUUAGGAAUGGACAAAAGCGACAUGAUCGUGCCACUGCGUUACAUACUUUACGCCAAGAGCUACUGAGAAGUUUGCAGUCGUUUGUUCAAAUGGCUGCUGAUGAGCCGUUACCUGACCGUUGUGCUGUUGAUGCGUCGGCCCUUUUACGACUGUAUUGUGCUUUAAAAGGUAUAGCAGGAAUGAAGUUGUACGACGAAGAAGGUGGGCUUUUAUUGCAAUUAAUUACCUGUCGUCCACCGCCAACCGAAGCUGGCCUUCGUUUCGUUGCCCUGGGACUCUGCAUGCUGAUGGCUUGUCCAUCUCUCAUCGCCUUGCCCGACCAAGAACAAAGCGGUUUUCGAUGGGUGAAAUGGUUGGUGAGGGAAGAAAGCUACUUUGAAAAAUCGCCAGCGACUUCCUCUGGCAAGUGCAUGGAAACAGCGAGGAGCAGUUUUGGAGAGAUGUUAUUACUAAUGGCUAUCCACUUUCACAGUGGACAGUUGAGCGCAGUUUGCGACCUGGUCUGCUCAACGCUUGGCAUGAGGCUUUUACUCCGGCCCGCUUCUACUGCUCGUAUGAAGGUGGCAUUUACUCAAGACAUAUUCCCAGAGCAGGUGGUGACAUCUCACGCUGUCCGAGUGCCCGUCACUCCCGGUUUGAAUGCAGACGUUGCAGGAUUCCUUCCAGUUCACUGCAUCUAUCAGUUGUUGAAAAGCCGAGCUUUUAGUAAGCAUCGCGUGCCGAUCAAGACCUGGGUUUACCGCCAGCUUUGCGAGAGCCGUCCUCCAUUGCAUCCACUUCUUCCUAGUUUGGUCGAAGUUUAUGUUAGCUCGAUCCUGACGUUAUCUCCAUCGAAAAACCAACAGAAUCAAUCGGGCGUAGCUGGUUCCAUUGACAUUGGCCAUGACCCAAUCAGCGAAGAGGAAAUUCGAGUUGUGUUCGCCAACAGUUUUUCCAGGAACGUUCGCCGAGCUAGCACAGACGGGCAGGAGCAUUCCGUCACGGCCCAGCUUUUACUUUUAUAUUACGCUCUACUGUAUGAGGAUACUCGUCUGACUCAAGUCAAAAACUACUUGGUGGCUGGUAUCAAUAUCAAAUCCUAUUCUCAGUCGUUCUUCGCCGAUUUGCCUAUUCGAUAUUUGAUCAGUCAAGCGGAAAAAGAACAACACCUUUAUGCGGGACUCUUUUCACCAUUAUUACGGCUUUUAGCCACUCAUUUUCCACAGCUGUGUUUGGUGGAAGAUUGGAUGUAUGAAGUCAACGAUAGCCAAUUGUCUUCUUUAUGCAGCCCACAUGGAUCUGUUCCAACUUGUUCGUCGCAGACUGUGAGCCAAGCUUUCACCGACGUAGCCGGUUGUCCAGCACCGGCCAUGCUGUUGAUGCAGAAGCUCUUGGCUAUGCCACCAAAAUCAUUGUGGCAAGUGGCGCACUCCUUCAUCUCGCACUUUCGAUCGACCCUCAAUGAAGCUGUUCCCAGACAGGUUCAAGAGAUGUAUCGCCAAGUUUGGUUGAAACUGAACUCGAUCCUGCCUCGUCAACUCUGGGUAAUGACGGCCAAUGCUGUCCGGCUGCAGCUUUCUUUGGAAGAUUGUCCACCUCCUACUCUAACGCAGGAUCAUUUGACGUUUGACCCACUUCACGUUUUGCGGUGUGAUCCACGAGUUUUUAGGUGCCCACCGGCUAUGCAAAUUGUUCUAUACAUGCUCAAAGCAUGGCUAGGUGCAUCUCGAACCCAUUUGUCACGUCAUUUACUCGACAAACCGCUUUUCGGUCCUGUUGCUGCACAAGGGCCUGGCAAUUUGGCAGGAGUCACGUCGGACAGCGAACGUGAAGAGCUUAAAAUGGCCUUGAUCGCUGCACAAGAAAGCUCUGUCGUUCAGAUAGUACUCGAGCUUUGCCUACAGACUCCCGAGGAUGAGGCAAACGAUCAACGGCUUUCAGAACUGCGUGAGAUUCAGAGCAUUGUUUGUUCUUUCCUCCAUCAACUUUUUAUUGCCGAUCCAAAUUUGGUCAAAUUAGUCCAUUUCCAGGGUUAUCCUUCGGCUCUCUUGCCGUUGACGACACAGGGUAUCCCUUCCAUGCACAUUUGUCUCGAUUUUCUGCCCGAGUUACUUGCCCAGCCUAUUAUCGGGGACUUGGCCAAGCAGCUCUUUGCUGUUGAUCUCAUAUCACACCUGUCUUUACAGUACGCACUGCCUAGAUCUUUUAAUGUUGCCCGUCUGGCUGUCAACACUCUAUCCACCCUUCUCAGCGUUUUACCAAGCAAUGGUCGUACGGAAAUUUACCUGCCAGCUCUUCCUGCACUUGUGAGAAUAGCUACAGCUUUUCCACCAUUAGUUGACGACAUUGUGAGCUUUUUGGUUCAAUUGGGACGCGUUUGCUUAUCGCAAUCAUGUCUACACGGCUCGUACGAUCACCGCAUCGUCAGCUCCCUGCUCCGUCAGCUGGAUCACGAGAUGGUUGUUGAUGAGGAGGAAGAAAUGGAGGAAGCAGAAGUCGUUUCGGAAAAAAUCAAGGAAGAAAUUGUCACGCCUCCAGAAGAUGAUGAAAGCCCAAUGGAAGUGGAUAUCAAGAAAGAACGAGAGGAAGGAGAAUUAGAAGAAGGGGAAUUGCCCGAUGCUAAAACUAAUAAUCCGCCCAGCAAUCCAUCUGCACCCGUCGUCCCAAUAGACAGCAAAUCUAAAGCCGUCGAUUUCUCUGCUUCCUCCGACCUGUCUGUGCCUUUCACUCCGACUCAAAUCCGCCAACUGUUCAAAUUGCUUCCGGAAUCGAGUUUAAUGGGCGCCGAAGUCUCUCGGACCUUUUCUCAACUUUGCAACAAAGCCAUUCUACACAAGAAAAUCUACUGAGACACAAUUCUGCACAAUUGAAAAUUCUUUUUUAUGUAUCCUGUUACUUCGCCCAGCAACAGCGACGAUGUGUAUUGUAAAGUAAAUACAAUCAAAAGAGUAUCCAAAAAAAAA
Daphnia pulex (common water flea) is the source of this 4024-nucleotide messenger RNA. RefSeq names its product integrator complex subunit 2-like (gene IntS2). The transcript is spliced from 16 exons. Gene Ontology annotation, cellular component: integrator complex. Gene Ontology annotation, biological process: snRNA 3'-end processing. Lineage: Eukaryota; Metazoa; Arthropoda; Branchiopoda; Diplostraca; Daphniidae. The coding region runs from base 116 to 3910 and encodes 1264 amino acids. The record is from RefSeq and is a predicted model, not a curated record.